GCUUCCCGAGCUCUCCACACGCCCGCGCUUCACCUCUGUUUGGUUGCGCGCGCGCCCUGAUUUUUUGUUUCUUUCAUUCCUUUGCAUUGUAUAUUCACUGCCUGUAUGACUCUCCGGCGUUAGGUCUUUGGCGAGUGUAUCCGGGCAACAAUACCCCUUCCGCUACCUGUGCCUUGCAAAGCGCUGGUAAAGAGAGAGAGAGAGAGAGAGAGAGAGAGACAGAGAGAGACAGAGAGACAGCGACAAACCUCUGGUUCGCAAUGGCCGAUAGCAAGCGCAACAGCGUUGCAGGCAAGGUUGCGACUCCAAACCUCAAGGCCGGCGCCGGAUCAAACAAGGAUGUCAUUGAUGCCGACUCGAACCUGUACAAGGCUGUGGGAUCGCGCAUCAGGAUAACAUGCGCCCCUGGCAAAAACGUCCUCGAGGGCACCCUCUUCACUGCCUGCAACAUUACCCACGCCAUAGCCAUCAACACCGCGCCUGCUCCUCCGAACCCCGCCUCUGCUCUCAGCCAGCCCGGUGACUACCACAUUAUCUCUUUUGCACACAUCGAGUCUUUUGAGAUUCUCGGAUCAGGAGAGCGGGCGCCAGAGUCGACGGCGGGUUUUGACGGCGCUCUUCCCAGUAUCUCCAAGGUGGAUCUAGCCGCGCUGCAGGCUCGUGAAGAUCAGACGAUCCGCGAAAUGAAGAAGAAGGAUGCGCAGAAGGGCAAGGGUGUUAGCCCAGAAGCACAGGAGCUAUUCGAUGCGAUAUCCAGGACGCUGCCAACCCGUUGGGCCGAUACUCAGAUUGUAGUUAGUGACUCUGUUCUGAUUCAAUCGCCCUAUACACUCGACAGCAUCCGAGCACCUGCCGAUAAGGCGCAGGCCGAGAAGCAUGUGCGCAAGAUUGUCGAGCACUACUACCAGCGCAAGAAGGGUCCGCAAGCAGGAGGAACAACCCGUGCCCCAGUUGCUGUACCCAAUGCUCCGCGAAAAGGGGGUUAACUGGGCUACCGCUUAAAUCUUGGGCAACUACUCGGCUCGCUGUAAACUAUUUUCUCGACGCAGACAUGAUAUUGCAAAUGUUGACAGAGAAAGAAACCAUCUCUUUUCUACAUGCGCAUUAAUGCCGUCGGGAGAGGAAGAAACAGGAAGAAGGAAGAAAACGCCUCCAGACAAUAAUGUGUGGGGGCGCAUGUAAUGUAACUAGUAUGGGAAAGAAGAAAAAGUCUCUCAUUCUGCAUCUACGCACCAAGCGCAGAAAGAGGACUCUUUCUCUUUCUCUUUGCAGACAAUUUUAAAUGAUUAUUCAACUCGC
Molecule: messenger RNA, 1299 nt
Organism: Exserohilum turcica Et28A
Lineage: Eukaryota; Fungi; Ascomycota; Dothideomycetes; Pleosporales; Pleosporaceae
Exons: 3
Coding region: 261-986 (241 amino acids)
Source: RefSeq, a predicted model, not a curated record